This is a messenger RNA of Salvelinus namaycush (lake trout), 3818 nucleotides long. RefSeq names its product E3 ubiquitin-protein ligase Itchy-like. NCBI's taxonomy places the organism in Eukaryota, Metazoa, Chordata, Actinopteri, Salmoniformes, Salmonidae. Gene Ontology annotation, molecular function: ubiquitin protein ligase activity; protein binding. The coding region runs from base 454 to 3033 and encodes 859 amino acids. The transcript has 24 exons. Gene Ontology annotation, biological process: protein K63-linked ubiquitination; protein K29-linked ubiquitination; protein K48-linked ubiquitination. The record is from RefSeq and is a predicted model, not a curated record.
AAGAAGUUCAGACGGAGUGAUACUUGUCAUACAGCUUUUUAGUUUUUCUGAGACCUUGUUUACCAUCCAUAUUCCUUGGUGGGCGUAAGAAGGACAUUUACAGAAACAUUUGCUGCCCUCUGAUAUGGGUAGGAUGUAAUCCAAUCGUUUUAUAUGGAUGAAUUGUCCAUUUUCAAAGAUAUCCGUAGAUGGUUAGAUAGGGUAGCUAACGUUAGCUAGCUCACCUUCGUGAAAUCGAUAUUCAAAGCGAGCAAACCUUCACGACACACCCUACUGACCAAGUAGUUAAUUAUUAAGAUAGUUAUGCACACCAAGAGUGUAGUUAACUACUGAUUGUUUUAUGUUGUGAAGCUAACAGCUAGAUAGCUACCAGAGUUGUUAUAGCUAGCUACUAUGUGGAUUUAGCUAGUUCAUGUCGUAGCCAAAGCAUACUGCAGUGUUAAUGGCUGAACUAUGAAGGCACAACUUCAAGUCACCGUUCUGUCGGCCAAACUGAAGGAGAACAAAAAGAACUGGUUUGGCCCCAGUCCGUACGUGGAGGUGGCUGUGGACAACCAGUCGAAGAAGACGGAGAAGUGCAACAACACCCACACCCCCAAAUGGAAGCAGUCACUCACAGUAAUUGUCACACCUUUCAGUAAGCUCAUUUUCCGGGUAUGGAGUCAUCAGACGCUGAAGGCCGACUUCCUUUUGGGCGUGGCCACAUUGGACAUCAGUGAAACCCUCAAGUCCAAUGAUAUGAAACUCUCUGAGGUGGUGCAGAUCCUACAGCUGUGUUCAGACCAGGACAACACAGACGUGGUGGGGGACCUGUCCAUCUGUCUGGACGGCGUGCAGGUGGACCCAGAGACCUUUGCCUCUGCAGAGAGAGACCAUGCAGCUACUGCUCCCAACAGGGACGUGAGACAGAACGAAGAUGGAGGCAACAGGUCCAGCAGAGACACUUCCCCUUCCAGUGACUCUACAGAGGACUGGGUGAUCAUCCCCAAUGGCCACGCAAUAGACUGCACGGGGUCUCCCGCCCCAUCUCCAGGGGGCUCCAAGUCCACACGUCCCCCCAGACCUGCUCGUCCUCCUCCACCCACCCCUCGCAGACCAGCCGCCUCCCCAGCGUCCUCUAGCAGCUCCACUCCCAGCGACGUGAGCGAGCCCCUGGCUUCAGACGGCUCCUUCUCAGACCCCCCUCAGGAGAACGGCGCAGAACCCCCACCCCCACAGGCAGCCAGCACCAGCGGACCGGAAGCCAUUGGGGCACCCCCAGCCGGCGGGCACCCCCAACUCGGCCCUGUCAGCAACGGCCCACUGUCACCGGGCUGGGAGCAGAGGGUGGACCAGAAUGGCCGCAUGUAUUACGUGGAUCACAUUGAAAAGAGGACGUCAUGGAACCGACCCGAUUCUCUCCCCUCUGGGUGGGAGCGGCGAGUGGACCCAAUGGGCAGGGUGUACUUUGUGGACCACAUCAGCCGGACCACCACGUGGCAGCGCCCUACGCAGGAGUCGGUGCGUAACUUUGAGGAGUGGCAGCACCAGCGCAGCCAGCUGCAGGGGGCCAUGCAGCAGUUCAACCAGAGGUUCAUAUUUGGGCUCCAGGAUCAGCAAAUAGCCGCAGCAAACAAAGAGUUUGACCCGCUUGGGCCGCUGCCACACGGCUGGGAGAAGCGAACAGACACCAACGGCAGGGUAUAUUUUGUUCACCACACAUCGCGGAUGACCCAGUGGGAGGACCCACGGACGCAAGGGCUGCUUAAUGACAAGCCUCUACCUGAAGGCUGGGAGAUGAGGUUCACUGUGGACGGCAUCCCCUACUUUGUAGACCACAACAGGAGAGCCACCACCUACAUCGACCCUCGCACGGGCAAAUCCUCCCUUGAGAACGGGCCUCAGAUCACCUACGUCAGGGACUUCAAAGCCAAAGUGCAGUACUUCAGGUUCUGGUGUCAGCAACUGUCAAUGCCACAGCACAUCAAGAUCACCGUCACCCGCAAAACCCUCUUUGAGGAUUCAUUCCAGCAAAUAAUGAGCUUUCAUCCACAAGAUCUCAGACGGAGGCUGUGGAUAAUUUUCCCCGGAGAGGAAGGCUUGGACUACGGAGGAGUGGCAAGGGAGUGGUUCUUCCUGCUGUCUCAUGAGGUGCUGAACCCCAUGUACUGCCUGUUUGAGUACGCUGGGAAGGAUAACUACUGUCUCCAGAUCAACCCUGCCUCUUACAUCAACCCCGACCACCUCAAGUACUUCAAGUUCAUCGGACGCUUCAUCGCCAUGUCCUUGUUCCACGGGAAGUUCAUCGAUACGGGAUUCUCCCUGCCCUUCUACAAGCGCAUCCUGAACAAGCCCCUGGCCCUAAAGGACCUAGAAUCCAUUGACACGGAAUUCUACAACUCCCUCAUCUGGAUCAAGGAUAACAACCUGGAGGAGUGUGGUCUGGAGAUGUUCUUCUCUGUGGACAAGGAGAUCCUGGGGGAGGUUACUACUCACGAGCUGAAGCCGGACGGAGGCAACGUACUGGUCACUGAGGAGAACAAAGAGGAAUAUAUCAGGCUGGUGGCAGAGUGGAGGUUGUCCAGAGGUGUGGAGGAGCAGACCCAGGCCUUCUUCGAGGGCUUCAACGAGGUCCUCCCCCAGCAGUACCUGCAGUACUUUGACGCUAAGGAACUGGAGGUGAUGCUGUGUGGCAUGCAGGAGAUUGACCUGGUGGACUGGCAGAGGCACACCAUCUACAGACACUAUGCUCGCAGCAGCAAGCAGAUCCUCUGGUUCUGGCAGUUUGUGAAGGAGAUGGACAACGAGAAACGCAUGAGGCUGCUCCAGUUUGUCACUGGCACCUGUCGGCUCCCCAUGGGUGGCUUCGCUGACCUCAUGGGGAGUAAUGGACCACAGAAGUUCUGCAUCGAGAAGGUGGGCAAAGAAAACUGGCUUCCAAGAAGUCACACUUGCUUUAAUCGACUGGACCUGCCACCCUACAAGAGCUACGAGCAACUGAAGGAGAAGCUGAUGUUUGCCAUCGAGGAAACUGAGGGCUUCGGACAGGAGUAGUAACACACGGCAGCCAAAAUGGCCACCAUGAGGAGCCAUUCUCCACGCACUUUGAUCUGUCUAGUUUUCAGGCAGCUGCACUUUUUCCCCCAGGUCCUGGCUCUCUUGAGAUGGGCAGACACUAACAGACGCAUCCCUUUCUGCCAGUCCGGAGCCACGUUACAGACCCCCAAAGCCAUUACACCUGAGGUGGAAUCACUGUCUCCAUGGUGACGACCCUUCAUACUGAAUAAUUCAACUUUCACCCCCUGACCUGUGUAACCCUGUUGACGCUUGCCUUAUUCUGCCUAAUCAGACCACGUGUCCGGGAAGAGAGAGAGGAAGGGGAGGGGAUGUUACUUCUCCAUGUCACGUCUGCCUGUCACCUCUUCACUACAGUAGUUAAUAAUCACUGCAAUGUCAGCUGUUUCAUUUCUUCCCCUUCGUCUCCCUGAGCACAGACUGUUGAAUGAAGGCUAGGAUUGUGUGCUGCCGACUCUUCCAAAAAGUCCCCUUGUCGAUUUGUGACAUUUAGAGUGUUUUACUUGAUUUAACAUGUUGCUUUCCGGAUGAAAUAUUUAAUCUUAAGGCAUUUACUUUGCUGGUACACCACGGUUGUGGUGGUAAGGUUUUCGUGAAUGUUAUGAUGAAAAGCUUUAUUUUUGGCGUGCAAUAGUUUUACAGUCAGAUGUUUAUGCCCUUUAUAUAGAUAGACCAGACAUUCAUUAAUUACCUCAAUCCAAAGUUUUUGUUUAUAAAGUCAGUUGUAAUCAAGUCUACGUAUUGAUUUCAACCCUGAAUAUUGA